AAAUUACAUCCUUACUUGUAUAAUCUAUUCUGUUCAACAAGGAAUACUUCAUUCUCCAGAAUCUUUUGCAGCAAAUUAUACUUGGUAAAAUGCUUAUAUCGACAAGAUAACACUUAUACCUUGAGGGCAUCAUCAUAUACAAUCUCUGGUAUAUUCUUUGGCAGAAAACUACCAAAUUAUCUUCAGGAUACACAUGAAGAAAAUGAAUGUGGUAAAACCAAGCCAAGUGUUAACUCUUUUUCUUCUCUUUGAAAUGUCAGUAUUUGGUCAAUAUGAGAGUGAUGAUUUUGAGGAUGUAUACGAACAUGAGAUGGAUAGUGAAUAUCCAUCUAUUUUUCGUCAAGUUCCUCGUGUAGAAUAUAACAUCCCAUACUCCAACGUACAUGCUGAGUGUGCCAAAGAAUGCUUCUGUUCACCUACAUUCCCAACAACUAUGUACUGUGAUCAUCGCAAGCUUCUGACAAUACCAAAGAUUCCAGCUCACAUCCAGCAACUUUAUUUGCAACAUAAUGAGAUUGAAGCUGUGCCUCUGGAAUCCUUUGUUAAUGCCACAGCUUUGAAAGACAUUAAUCUCAGCCACAACAAAAUCAAGUCUCAUAAGAUUGACAAUGGUGUAUUCGUCAAACUUGCAAACCUCAUUCAACUUCAUUUAGAAUAUAAUCAGUUGGAAGAAAUUCCAUUCCCAUUACCUGGAAGCUUAGAAAGGUUGAUCCUGGGUUUCAAUCAAAUUUCCAAGUCACACAGUAAAGCCUUGGAAGGGCUAACACAUUUAACAAUGCUUGACCUCUGUAAUAAUUAUCUUGAGGAUUCCCAGCUCAAAGGAAUAGACUUUUCAAAUAUGAGAAACCUAAUGCAGAUUAACCUUUGUAACAACAAGCUACAGUCUAUGCUUCCAGAUCUACCACCUUCAGUGAUGUAUCUUUCACUUGAAAAUAAUUCAGUUUCUUCCAUUCCAGAUAAUUACUUCCACAAACUUCCAAAUCUUACUGCUUUAAGAAUGUCACACAAUAAUCUUGAAGAAAUUCCUUAUAAUGCUUUUAUGUUUUCUAAUCUUCUGGAACUUAAUCUUGGGCAUAACAAAUUGAAACACAUUUUCUAUAUUCCAAGAACCCUACAACAUUUAUACUUAGAAGAUAAUGAACUAGAAGUCAUGAAUGUUACUUUAAUGUGUCCUGCUAUUGAUCCACUGAACUUCAAACAUUUAACGUACAUACGAGUAGACCAAAACAAGCUUACAGCUCCUAUCAGCACUUAUGCAUUCUUCUGCUUUCCACAUGUGCGGACCAUUUAUUAUGGAGAACAAAAAAUUAGCAAAGAUCAGCAAACACAGCUGAAAACACCUGUGUUCCGAAGAUUUCUGACUCCAGAAGAAUAUGAAGAAGCAGAAGAUUUUCAUGAAGAAGAUGAAAGUCAUGAUCACGAUUCCAGAGGAAGUGACAAUGACAACUACCUUGAUCCUUACUUCUAUUAACAAUUUUAAGAGGUAGUAAAACUAGCAAACAAACAAAAAAUAAUAUCAAGUAUAAAUGAAACAGAAUAAACUGGAAAAUGCAGUAAACCAUCUGAAGCCAUUCAAUAUAUUUUAUAGCAUAUAGAAUAUUUUUAUGUAGAAAAUCUCAAUAGCCAUGAAAAUAGUAUUUCUUAGAUGUUCAAACUAUUAAUAGCAGACUAUGAAAACAUUUUAAAUAUUAUAGAAACAUUUAGGUGAAUACAAUACAUGCCAUGACAAUGUCGUUUGUAUAAUAUUGGUAUGGUAAUGAUACUCUCUAAAUGCUGAUAUAUUUGAGACUGCAAUAUGAUACACUACUGUUAUUUGACAUAGAUCUUAUUUUUCAUUUGAAUAACUUUUCUAAGAGAAGUUAGUUUAUUCUGAAUCCUAAUUAGGCUUGCAGCAAACCCAUUACAAUAGUAGAUUUAAAAAUCUCUUGGUAUUUCAGCUAACAUUUAACUGAAUAGUUAAAUAGUCAAGCAUUUAACUAUUUUAUGGUUUAUGCAUGUAGAUGUGUGUGUCUGUGUAUAAACUUACUAUUCAUGAAACAUUUAUCUUUUGCCCAAAUUCACUUCAUAAAUAUGAAAUUAUUCAAGGAGCUAUCCAUUGACUCAGAAGAAUAAUUUGAAGUUAAUAUUGUACUCAAGUGAAACAGAAGACUAGUAGGUUAAAAACAUAAUUUGAAUCCGAAGAUGUAUUAAUUAUAAAAUGUAUAAUAGAAAGAACAACAAUCCUUUCAGUUGACAGGAUACCCAGAAAUAAAAUGAAAGCUGACUAAAAUCUUAAGAUAUCAUCAAAUUUCACAUAAUCUUACUAACUUUACUCCUGAAAUCUUUGCUAUCUCUCAUGAUAAAUAAUAAAACAUUCAUCCUGCUGCAUAACGUUUCAGGAGAUUUUGAUUCAUUAUCAUAAGCACUCUUUUUUUGCCUAUAGACGCCUACAUUUUGGGUUACAUAAAAUAAUUGUUGAUAUCAUGAAUACUUUGUCCUGGGGCCAACUAUUCAUUCUUGCUACCAAGUACAUUUCAAGUAUAUUUAAUGAGUAACAAACUUAAUAUUUGUUACAGAAUAUAAAAUGUUAUCUAGGAUUCAAUCUCAAUAAAAGGAGAAUAUUUGUAACUCAGAGUUGAUGCAAUCUACAUCAAUGAAACUAUCACUAAACAAGAACAUACAGACACAUAUUGCAACAUAGGGAAAAAUCAACAGACUUGGCUUAUAUUGAGUUCAUCAACAAUA
Molecule: messenger RNA, 2724 nt
Organism: Notechis scutatus (mainland tiger snake)
Lineage: Eukaryota; Metazoa; Chordata; Lepidosauria; Squamata; Elapidae
Gene: OMD
Product: osteomodulin
Molecular function (GO): protein binding
Source: RefSeq, a predicted model, not a curated record